UUGACAAUUGUCAAAUUGUCAAUUGCAAAAAGGUAAACAAACAAGAUAACUCGUUUUUUAAAAUAAUUUUACUAAAAUAUUUAUCAGAAUGGAGAGCACAUGAGGUUGAAAAUGUCUAAUAAUAAAAAAUAUAGAUGUGUUAAUUGUGGAGAGCCAUGCUCCGCUUUGUACAAAACGUACGGGCCGACAGUAUUGAAACUUACCAAAUGUAUUAGCUGUAAAGGCAUAGUUGAUAAGUACAUAGAAUAUGAUCCUGUGAUAGUCAUGAUAGACCUGGUGCUGAUGUCCAGAGAAGCUCAGAGGCAUAUCCUGUACAACACUGAAUUUAAGGCAUUCUGGAAACUUUUCAUUAUCUUGAUGAUGUUGGAGACAUAUGCAGUGUGGCGCAGUGACUGCCUCUUCUCAAUAACUGUCAAUACAUUAUGUGAUGUUGGAAAUAAUUACACAAUUAAUGCCACUAGUAUAGACAUACCAAUAAGCAUAUCACUGCCGGAGACAUGGCGCCAUAACUGCAAGGGUUGGCUGCAGGACAGCCGAGCUGAUGAAACUGACCUCUUUAUAUGGGAAAAAGACUUCUAUGUGCAGUUCAUAUCUACAUUCUCUGGUAUUGUAAUUUUCAUCAGUACAGUUCAUAUACUUAUGAAAUCUAUUCAGCUGUUUGCUACAAAACGUGAAGUGUCGUGCGAGCUGUUGCUGAAGGCGUUCUCACUGGGCAACAUGAGCGUGGUGUUCCUGCUGCCGGCGCUGGUGUGGAGCAGCCCCGGGCCCGCACGCGCCGGCCUCGCGCACUACGCCCUCGUCUUCCUCUACACGCUCGUUGUCUUCUAUAAUGUAUUCACUGUAGUGUACGAGAGAGCAGCAGCAGUGACAGUGUCAGUGAUGGUGGUCAGUCACUGCACCAAGUAUCUCACCACAUUCCUCGCUACACCCUUGCUCAGGGGCCUCGUGCCUUAAACAAUUAUACAACAAAUGUAUCACAGAGUAUUUAUUUAAAAAUAUAUCUCAUUUUACAAUAAUUGUUUUGAUGAUUAUAUAAUAUUUUUGCUAUUCACUAAUAUAUAAUAAUGUCAAAGUUAUUCAG
Molecule: messenger RNA, 1081 nt
Organism: Papilio machaon (common yellow swallowtail)
Lineage: Eukaryota; Metazoa; Arthropoda; Insecta; Lepidoptera; Papilionidae
Gene: Arv1
Product: protein ARV1
Exons: 7
Coding region: 100-954 (284 amino acids)
Biological process (GO): sphingolipid metabolic process; regulation of plasma membrane sterol distribution; sterol metabolic process
Cellular component (GO): Golgi apparatus; cortical endoplasmic reticulum
Source: RefSeq, a predicted model, not a curated record